AUGAUUAAGAAGAAAUUUAAGUUCGACGACCUCGACGUUGAGGAUCAUUUUGGCAACGUCGAUCCGUACGAGAGACCAAAGAAAGCAAAGUCCAGCAUCGCAUACGCAGGCAGAGACCUCAUCUCGGCGAUAUGCCAGCAUGUAGAGCUCGCCGUGGAAUUGGGCAAGCAUCUCAACGGAAAAGACGUGCUGAACCUGUGCCUCGCAAAUCGCCGUUUUUACGAUGCUAUCAACGGCUAUCUGCUCUCCAGUGUCCGCGCCUGGAUCGAAUACAAAGCCCCUGAAGCAGGCCGCGUCUUCCACUACCAGCUGUACGCAAAGCAUCUAGUUGACGAUCCUCAGAAGAGAACGUGGAUGGCCUUGAAUCAAGGCAUGACAACUUCCCCAAAGAAGGACAGCAAGGUCCGUAAGGUGCCUGGACUGAAGUAUCUACAGCUCGUCCUGGGCCGGGAUAAGUACUGCAGGGAGAUUCUCGCCAUCAUGGCUAGGUGUGGCCACAGGAUGCCAUCGACGAUGCAUCACUCGCUGCUGCGACUUUGGCUUCUCAUGGACGUUGCUACUACGCAACAAAGACAGGCCAUGCUGCAGAUGGCACACAUUUUCAAAGACACUGAUCUUUACAACAUGCAAAUGUUCUUCAUCAAGCUCGGCAUGCACUUCAACGACCCUGUUUAUGGCCCCUGCACAUUUGAUCUAGUUCAACUCAUGAUGGGCCAGAAAGGCCUCUUCAAACUCUGGCAGCUACUCACCCGCAAGAAAUUCAACAAGCUGGCCGACAUCCUGGAUCUCAAGCUACGCUACGACUUCAAUUUUGUCAGCGAGGGCACUUACUGGAUGGACCAUGGGCUGAGCCAGAUCCAGGGUAUCCCUCUUCACGAAGUCGGUCAGCAGCACAAAGAAGGCUGGGGAGCAGGUCGAAUGCAUCUCCUCCGUCCAGAUGAAGCAAUUCCAGUAGAGGCUGUGCGCAGAGGCCUUCAGUUAGACGACCAUCUGAGCCACAUGGUGAUCUGGGGAUACUUUGACUGGAAGACGGGAGAGAACAUUGUCCCUUCCCUGGAGGAGAUGUACAUUGAGGAUGAAGACGAAGUGCUUGCCAACGUCGAUACGCUUGAGCAUUGGAAGCCAAAGCACGUCCUCAAGAAGCGCUGGGAAGAACUCACGCCCCAGCAGCAAGAUGAAAUUCUGUCUGAUGAAGAAGACGAACGACUACGCGCUCAAGCCUGGUGCGGCACUCUAGACGAAGACGACGAUGCCGGCAGUCUGGAUGACUCGGAUUCAGACUCGGACGAAUCGCUCGAUCUCGACGAGGAGAUCAACCGCGGCUAUAUCGUGCCUCCGCAGCCCAAAGACCAUGAGUCUACCGUUCCAGGGGUCCAUGACACUCAAGGCUGGGUUAACUUUGUCAACCAGACGUUACUGGGAGGCAUGGUGCCCGACCUCGGAGGAGACGAGAGAUUGAGAGCCGAGGCGUGGAACUCGCAUCCCGAGCCUGAGCCCGAGCCUCAGAUUGACAACGAGCAGUUGCUGGACCAACAAUGGGCAGCUGCAUCUCUGCCUCAGGAGGAAGACGGAGAUGGUGGUGAAGAAGAAAGCCAAGAUGACGAAAUGGAAGACGAAGAAGACGAUGAAGGAGAUGUCGAGGAUAAUGACGACAUUGACGGCAACGACAAUGACCUACAGAGAAUCUACCAGGGCUUCCAGUUCCAACUCCAACCACCUUCUGAUACCCAACUCCCCUACUACUACUACCCUUUCGACGACGCACAGAUGGACCUCGAUCUGCAAUCCUUUAUGCCAACAUCCUCUGCUUCCGACUUACUAGAAGACCCUGUCGGACUCAACGAUGGGCAAGACGAAAUCAUGCAGGACGAGGAUGAGGGCCAGGGCUACGGUGACGUAUUUUGA
Messenger RNA from Trichoderma harzianum CBS 226.95, 1905 nucleotides. RefSeq lists its product as hypothetical. Lineage: Eukaryota; Fungi; Ascomycota; Sordariomycetes; Hypocreales; Hypocreaceae. Bases 1 to 1905 code for a protein of 634 amino acids. The record is from RefSeq and is a predicted model, not a curated record. The transcript is spliced from 2 exons.